Messenger RNA from Penicillium olsonii, 1605 nucleotides. The record is from the annotation of a GenBank genome assembly. Lineage: Eukaryota; Fungi; Ascomycota; Eurotiomycetes; Eurotiales; Aspergillaceae.
AUGAAGGUCGCUAGGGGCUGGCGAUUGAUCCCAUACGCUCUCUUCUUGUCGACAACGCUGGGGAAGGCUCUACGCGGAGGUCCGCCCGCCAGACCCCCAGAGAUCGACACCGUCGCGUUUCUCGGAGUGCAAAAGCAUCGCCAAGACGUCAUUUUCAAUGAAGCAGUACAUCUCUUGGACUCCAUGAGGACUUCGCCGUCCUGCCACCGCGUCGCAGCAACAAGAUUGGUCGCAUCGUGCCAGUCAUUUACGGACAUCCGAGACGCCCCCCAGUCAAAUAGCCCAGAGAGUCUUGAUCUCCUUCGGUCUAUCUAUGCGGCCAGACUGGCUUUGUGCGAGAUCGACGGAGCGGGCACCGUCGUCCCCCCAUCAUGUCUUCCGGUCACGGUUUCACCACCCCAGCCAAGGAGUCGAUUCGGCUUGGGCAAUCGGCAGAAAAAUACUGAUGCUGCAGUAGAUGAAGUUCCGAAGGAGGUGCUGGAGCAGUGUCUGAGAAGUCUUGAAUCCCGACCUCAAUGGUGGACAUCAUACAGCAACAGUCGGCAGAAUGCGCUUAUCAUAUGCCAAGCGACGCGGAUGGAAACAGAAAAAGAAGAGCUGAUUGAACUGCAUCGAUCAAUUACAAAGAGCAGCUCCAAGUUGAACCAUGGCCUUCAAGAAGCUUUGAAGGAUGCAGCUUCUCGGCAUGAACAGCAAACGGCGUUUGCAAACGCCAUUCAAGCUCUGCACACACAGAUUGUCACUGAGGCUGGUGCAACAGAAUCCUUGCUCAAGCGAACUUUCAAUCGCUUUGUUCAAGAAGUUGAAAGUGGCAUUGAUUCUUUUCAAGAGGCCAUGUCGGUGGUGCUGAAGGAGACCCAAGCCAAGACAGGGUAUCUUGAAAAGGAUAUUCAAAAUGCAACAAGCCAAGUGGAAGCUCUCCAACAGGCAUUGGAAGGUGCACACCAAGAUGCGCUGAUCAGAAGCCAGGAGGCAGCUCGGGCCCAACAAUCAAGUGCUGUCACCAGCAAUAAUAUGGUGUCUUCAUUGCAUCAGUCACUUGAUUCAGUAAUAGGCUCCGACAUGGAGAGGAUCUAUAGCGGAAUGCAAAGGUUUGGUGAUUCCAUGGAAUCGUUGACAAACAGAAUGAACGCCAUCAUUCAGCGAGAAACACAAAUGGCCGAGCGCCUCCAACACAUGGAAGGGUUCAUACAGCAGUCUCAAUCAAAAGCUGUUGAGCUGCAAAGGUCCCAGGAUCUACAAUUUGAAGCACUCUCUGCGAACUCAAGAGCCCAAGAAGCCAUUCAAUUCCAUGCCCAAGUCUCGCAGGCUCUUCUCAGCAAAGCUAGUGCCUCGGCUGCCAACCUGCAGUCAGCAAUUGAGGAUGCCACAGCCGCCAUCAAACGUGGUCCGGGAUCCAGCAUUGGAGGACAUUCUGCCUGGUCUCUCUGCACCAUUCUGCUCCUUGUCAUUGCCGCACAAAAUAUCAAGAUUGCGAUUGGCAUAGUCCUCCUUCUCCUUGGUUGGUACAAUCUCCACGGGUUCCGGCCUUUGAUUCUGACGCAUUUACUUCCUCAUUUGAUUCUAGUGCACUCCCUUGCAUUAAUCGCCAUGCGCUUCAUCUGA